Messenger RNA from Esox lucius (northern pike), 2673 nucleotides. RefSeq names its product tripartite motif containing 3b (gene trim3b). Lineage: Eukaryota; Metazoa; Chordata; Actinopteri; Esociformes; Esocidae. The record is from RefSeq and is a predicted model, not a curated record. Gene Ontology annotation, molecular function: ubiquitin protein ligase activity; zinc ion binding; translation repressor activity. The transcript is spliced from 17 exons. The coding region runs from base 327 to 2630 and encodes 767 amino acids. Gene Ontology annotation, biological process: proteasome-mediated ubiquitin-dependent protein catabolic process; negative regulation of translation; protein polyubiquitination.
GAAAUGUACCGUCACCAAGGCUAUUCCACUGAACCCUGGUUUAGCUGUUGGUGGGAGAAACAGCGAGAAUCGUGAGGAAAGCUCUUCCAACCAAAAGAGGGAGGGGUAAUGCACAGAGGAAGAUAGAGGGGGAAGAAGAGAGAGAACCUGAAACUCAUAACAGGAUUAAACUAGAAGAGAGUGAAAUAGAGAGAUGGACUACAGAUUAAUUAUUAAAGUAUGAGAGGACGCUGAAUGACAGAUCAUUCUGGAGAAGCCACAAAACCAACCAAUGACAGCAACAUGAUUGGGUUAAUAACAGUGGCAGUGGCUGGCUGUGUGUGUGAAUGUCUGUUGCCAUGGCGCAGCGGGAGAUGGGCAGCACCAUUCCGGUUGUCCGGGAGAUAGACAAACAGUUCCUCAUUUGUAGCAUCUGUCUGGACCGCUACAACAACCCUAAAGUCCUGCCUUGCCUUCACACCUUCUGUGAGCGCUGUCUACAGAACUACAUCCCACCAGAGUCUUUGACAUUGUCGUGCCCUGUGUGUCGACAGACGUCCAUCCUGCCAGAGAAAGGAGUCUCCGCUCUACAGAACAACUUCUUCAUAACUAACCUCAUGGAGGUCCUCCAGAGGGAUCCAGAAUGUUCCAGACCAGAGGCCUAUAGUGUCCUGGAGUCAGUGAACGCAGCGACCGCAGGGAUACCACUUUGUUGCCCCAACCACGAGGGAAAGGGGAUGGAGUUCUACUGCGAGUCGUGUGAGACGGCCAUGUGUCUGGAGUGCACUGAGGGAGAGCACAGGGAGCAUGUGACUGUUCCCCUGAGGGACGUCCUAGAGCAACACAAGACACAGCUAAAGACACAGCUGGACGCCAUACGCAACAGACUGCCCCAGCUAACAGCAGCGAUUGAACUGGUCGGGGAGAUCUCCAAGCAGCUGACAGAGAGGAAGAACGAGGCGGUGACCGAGAUCAGCAGUACUUUCGAGGAGCUGGAGAGGGCUCUACAGCUCAGAAAGACUGUCCUCAUUAAUGAUCUGGAGAACAUCUACAGUGCCAAGCAGAAGGUGCUCCAGGCCCAGCUCUCCUCUCUCCUCCAAGGGAGGGAGCGCAUCCAGAGCAGCUGUAGUUUUACUGAACAGGCUCUGGACCGUGGCAGCGCCACAGAGGUACUUCUGGUCCAGAAACAGAUGAGUGAGCGUGUUUCCGCCAUGGCCCGUCACGACUUCCCUUUACGGCCUCACCAGAACGCACACCUGGACUGUCAGGUGGAAACAGAGGGGCUGCGUCGCUCCAUCCAGAACCUGGGCGUAAUUAUCACCACGGCAGCCGUGGGCCACACGUCCGUUGCCACGGGAGAGGGACUCCGCCACGCGGGAACGGGACAGCGCGUAAGUGUCACCGUGACAACCAAAGACAAGGACAGCGAGCUGGUGCGCACGGGGAACGCGUCGCUGAAGGCCGAGAUCACAGCGGUGGCCGACGGGAGCCGCGUGGGGACAGAACCCGACGUGACGGACAACAAGAACGGGACGUACGAGGUGGGGUACACGCUGAGGUCGGAAGGGGAGUUCUCCUUCGCCCUGUCGCUCUACGGCCAGCCCGUGAGAGGCAGUCCCUUCCGGCUGCGGGCGGUCAAGCCUUCGGACGUGCCAUCUCCGGAUGACGUGAAGAGGAGGGUGAAGAGCCCUGGGGGGACCGUGGCCCACAUCAGACAGAAGGCUGUCAGGAGACCCUCCAGCAUGUACAGCACCACCAAGAAGAAGGAGAACCCUAUAGAGGACGAGCUCAUCCACAGAGUUGGUACGCGGGGGCGGGAGAAGGGUGAGUUCACCAAUCUGCAGGGCAUCUCAGCCUCCAGCAACGGCAGAGUGGUGGUAGCAGAUAGCAACAACCAGUGUAUUCAGGUGUUCUCCAAUGACGGGCAGUUCAAGAUGAGGUUUGGGGUCAGAGGUCGUUCGCCUGGGCAACUGCAGCGUCCCACGGGUGUUACUGUGGAUAUGAAUGGUGACAUCAUCGUGGCCGACUACGACAACCGAUGGGUCAGCAUAUUCUCCUCCGACGGCAAGUUCAAGAAUAAGAUUGGGGCAGGGCGUCUCUUGGGCCCUAAGGGAGUGGCGGUGGACCGGAACGGACACAUCAUCGCCGUAGACAACAAGGCGUGCUGCGUCUUCAUCUUCCAGUCCAACGGGAAGCUGGUGACCAAGUUUGGCUCCAGGGGAACGUCAGAGAGACAGUUUGCCGAAAAAGGUGGUGCAAACUUAAAUAGAUCUGUCCCACUGUUCAGUCCACACUUUGUUGCGGUAAACAACAAAAAUGAAAUUGUUGUCACUGACUUCCACAAUCACUCUGUAAAAGUGUACAGUGCCGAUGGUGAGUUCCUGUUUAAGUUUGGUUCCCAUGGCGAGGGAAACGGGCAGUUCAACGCCCCAACUGGGGUUGCUGUGGAUACCAAUGGGAACAUCAUUGUUGCCGACUGGGGCAACAGUCGCAUACAGGUGUUUGACAGCGCCGGCUCCUUCCUGUCCUACAUCAACACGUCAGCCGACCCCCUUUACGGUCCUCAGGGUCUGGCCCUCACCUCAGACGGACACGUGGCCGUAGCCGACUCCGGAAACCACUGCUUCAAGAUCUAUCGCUACCUACAGUGACGAGGAGCGAGGACAGAGGGGAUGGACGGGAGGGCCGAGGGGA